Molecule: messenger RNA, 4291 nt
Organism: Heteronotia binoei (common prickly gecko)
Lineage: Eukaryota; Metazoa; Chordata; Lepidosauria; Squamata; Gekkonidae
Gene: USP8
Product: ubiquitin specific peptidase 8
Exons: 20
Coding region: 175-3570 (1131 amino acids)
Biological process (GO): protein K48-linked deubiquitination; endosome organization; protein K63-linked deubiquitination
Cellular component (GO): cytosol; postsynaptic density; extrinsic component of endosome membrane
Molecular function (GO): cysteine-type deubiquitinase activity
Source: RefSeq, a predicted model, not a curated record
GAGUUCCGCCUCGGAAGCGAUGGCUGCCUGAGAGAGCCUCCUCGCCUCAGCCCUGGGACAUGGGCCUGCCCCGGCUGCAGAAGACCCCCCCGAGCGAAAACAAAUAUUGCUGAUUGGUGAUGUAAAGAUCUGCACUGCCCUUAUUUGAAGAGACAUAAUACCCUCAGUAUUAAUAUGCCUGCUGUGGCUUCAGUCCCUAAAGACCUAUACCUCUGCACUUCACUGAAAGAUCUUAACAAAAAGACUGAAAUAAAGCCUGAGAAAACCAGUACUAAGAGUUAUGUACAGAGUGCCCUUAAGAUCUUCAAAGCAGCUGAAGAGUGCCGGUUGGACAGGGAUGAAGAGAAGGCAUAUGUACUUUACAUGAAGUAUGUGACUGUGUAUAACCUUAUUAAUAAGAGGCCUGAUUUCAAACAGCAACAGGAUUACUUUCAUUCAUUACUUGGACCUUCAAACAUUAAAAAAGCUAUUGAAGAAGCUGAAAGACUUUCAGAGAGUCUCAAACUCAGAUAUGAAGAAGCAGAAGUACGGAAGAAACUGGAAGAAAAGGAGAGGCAAGAAGAGCUUCAGUUGAAAAAACAGGAAGCAAAAGAUGAUACAAAGGUAUCAGCGAAAACCUCUUCAGAAACUUCCUUGGAUUCCAAAGGGAAAAAUCAAAUGAUCAAUGGUGAGAAGAAGGGUUCAGCAGAAAGAAAGGAGCAGCCUGAAACUGCUGCUGUUCCUCCAGGAGGGAUCACAGCGGAGAAACUGUUUAUGAUGAUGAUGGACAAGAGCAUCAAGCUAAUGGUCAUGGAUGCCCGGAGCCUGAAGGAUUAUCAGGAGUCCUGCAUUAUCAACUCCAUCAGCGUUCCAGAAGAGGCUAUCAGUCCUGGAGUCACCGCUAACUGGAUCGAAGCUAAACUCCCAGAUGCUUCCAAAGAGCCUUGGAAAGAAAGGGGGCAAGUCAAUUAUAUUGUUCUGCUUGACUGGUUUAGUUCUGUAAAAGACUUGCAAUUAGGAACACCCCUGUGGAGCCUCAAAGAUGCACUUUUCAAGUGGGAAAGUAAAGCUGUACUACAGAAUGAGCCCUUGGUCUUAGAAGGAGGGUAUGAGAACUGGCUUCUCUGCUAUCCCCAGUACACAACAAAUGCAAAAGUAACUCCACCCCAACGCAGCAAGAACGAAGCAGUGUCUGUCUCACUGGAUUUUACAUACCCAUCUUUGGAAGAGCCAGCUCCACCUGUGGUACCAGUUGUCCAUGUCAAACCUUCCACCAUUGAAAUGCCUGAAAGACCUGAAAUGGCAAAUGACAAGGAAGGGAGAGGGGAGACACUGAAACCAGCAACUCCUACUGGAUCCGUUGCUGUUGCUGCUAAGUCCGAUGGCACAUCUUCUGUUUUGCAGCCAGCAUCUUCUGUGAAGAUUAUUCCUCAGAUUGAUCGUACAAAAAAGCCUUCAGUAAAAAUUCCAGAUGAUGCUAAUAGGUCAAAAGCGGAGAGCCCAACCAUUGGCAAGCAGAUGGUUUCAAAUGGAAAAGUAGUUCCUGAUCGUUCCACAAAACCCCCAUUGGAUACAAAACCUGGUCUGGCAGAGGAAGAGAAAGGCCACGAGCUGACAGAAAAGGAGAAGAGCAAGCAAGAAAAAGAGCUGCAGGAGAAAAACCAGGAAGAACAGAGAGAGUGGCUCAGACAGGAGAAGCAAGACCAAAGGCAGAAAGGCAGAGUGGAACAGGAAGAAAUGGAAAGUAAGGAAAAAACAAAAGAAGAAAUGGAGAGAGGCGAAAGAGAACCACAGGCUAGCAGAGAGAUGGACGAAAAGCAGGAGCUGGAGAAAGCCCCCACAGAGCUAAAAGAAAUUAAAAAAACAAGUCAAAUUGUAAGUGAGACCCCCCCAGAAGGGAGGAAAAAACUAGAUGUUGGGAGCAACUUUGUCAAUGAAAAAGAAAAGGUCACCCGGACGCCAGAAGCACAAAGGCGGAGAUUUGCAGAGGAGUCUCGGGCAGCUGCGAGGGGGGAUUUGGUCUCAAACAAGCAGACUGGGCUUAAAGAACAUCCAGAAACAGAAUCUCAAAAGCCAGGAGCCAGUAGAGAGGAAACUGAACAAGAUUCUGAAAAAAAUAAACCCCAGCGGGAACCAUUAACAAGGGCCAGGAGUGAGGAGAUGGGCAGGAUAGUGCCAGGACUACCUUCUGGUUGGGUAAAGUUUCUUGAUCCGGUCACCGGGACCUUCCGUUACUAUCAUUCCCCAACCAACACCGUCCACAUGUACCCACCAGAAAUUACUCAGUCUGCCACGCCUCCUUCCACACCGCCCACUCAUAAGCCAAAGCCCCAGACUGUUGUUGACCAACGGGAAAGGGAACACUCCAAGCUGAAGCGCUCUUACUCUUCGCCAGACAUCACUCAGGCCAUUCAAGAGGAAGAGAGGAAGAAAAUCAUCAUCACGCCUACAGUUAAUCGUGAGAAUAAACCCUCAAGCUAUACAAAAGCUGAAAUAUCGAGGCUUUCUGCUUCUCAGAUUCGUAAUCUCAACCCCGUGUUUGGAGGACAGGGACCAGCCCUCACAGGCCUUCGAAACUUAGGAAACACCUGCUACAUGAACUCCGUCUUACAAUGUCUUUGCAACACGCCACACCUGGCAGAUUAUUUCAACAGAAAUUUCUAUCAGGAUGAUAUCAACAGGUCAAACCUCUUGGGUCACAAAGGUGAAGUGGCAGAGGAGUUUGGCAUAAUCAUGAAGGCUCUCUGGACUGGGCAAUACAGAUAUAUUAGUCCAAAAGAUUUUAAAGUCACCAUUGGGAAGAUCAAUGACCAGUUUGCAGGGUACAGUCAGCAAGACUCUCAAGAAAUGCUCCUGUUCUUAAUGGACGGUCUGCAUGAAGACUUAAAUAAAGCUGACAACAGAAAGCGCUAUAAAGAAGAAAACAAGGACCACCUGGAUGACUUCAAAGCGGCUGAGCUUGCUUGGCACAAGCACAAGCAGCUCAAUGAGUCUAUAAUCGUUGCACUUUUCCAAGGCCAAUUCAAAUCAACGGUGCAGUGUUUGUCAUGUCACAAAAAGUCCCGGACCUUUGAGGCUUUUAUGUAUCUGUCUUUGCCCCUCGCAUCCACUAGUAAAUGCACUCUACAGGAAUGCCUUAGAUUAUUCUCCAAAGAAGAAAAAUUGACAGAUAACAACAGAUUUUAUUGUAGCCAUUGCAAGACUCGAAGAGAUUCUUUGAAAAAGAUAGAAAUCUGGAAGCUGCCUCCUGUUCUUUUAGUGCAUUUGAAAAGAUUUUCCUAUGAUGGACGAUGGAAGCAAAAGCUACAAACAUCUGUUGAUUUCCCUCUGGAAAGCCUUGACCUUCAGCAAUAUGUUAUUGGUCCCAAGAACAACUUGAGGAGAUACAACCUGUUUGCAGUAUCUAAUCACUAUGGAGGGCUGGACGGAGGACACUACACGGCCUACUGUAAAAACGCUGCCAAACAGAGAUGGUACAAGUUUGACGACCAUGAAGUCUCCGAUAUCUCCUCCUCAUCUGUUAGGUCCUCAGCUGCUUACAUCCUCUUUUAUACUUCUUUUGAACAGCGUGCGGCUGACCUAGCCACAUAAAGCAGCGUUAUUGGAGAAGGUUGGUCUCUGUCUCUCUUUUUUCUGAAAAGAAAUGCACCAUACCGCACUGAGCCACGCCACGUAUAAGGUCACCGGCCAAGUAAGGAGACGGCUGCUGCAGUUUCUCCGCCAAGGCCCUCUUUCCUCUUAGUACUGUUGCUUAACAUCUGAAAAGCCAGUGGUUAACAAGGCUGUUUAGUACUAAACAAUUCAUUUCAAAAGUUUUAUUUUGUAAUGCUGCUCCAAACUUAUAGAUCUAGCUUAGCCAUUCUAAAGCCAUUUAACAUACAGGGUUUGUGAGAUGUUCCAAAACCUAAAGCAUAUCUUUUAAUUUUCUCUCUCCACGUUUAUGGCCUUUUCACACUUCUAACCUUAAAAGCUUGAUUCUACUGUGAAUAUCCUAGAAAUGAUGUAAACAGGUAGGAAUGUAAUGUGUAUAUAUUGAUUGCAUACUUGCACAUUAUUGUAUAUAAGAGGUAUGUGGUCCUUUGGUGAGCACUUACUGGAAUGGGAAGGAUUGCUUCUUUUUUUUUGUUUUGUCAAAAUAACUUUAAUUCUUAUAGAUAAGAAAGGGCAGAGCUGUAUUUUUCUGUUGAGCUUUUAUCAAUCUGUGCACACAUUUAUGUAUUCUAAAUAACUGAGAUGACUUUUCCUUUUAGUAUUUAAUAUAAGAGUUUCAUGUAUUCAUGCAUUAAAAUCUUGAGAAAAUUAUGUAAAAGUA